CGCAAGAGAGCGAGCGAGCGGCGAUGCAUGCCUCAUGAAUGAGUCCCCCUCCACCGCACCGCAGGUCGGACCCCUCAUCCGCCUGCCCCCCUGAUGCCCGUGUGGGUGCGCAGACCGGCGGGGAAACCGUAACCGAGCCAGCCGCCCAUGAACCCGGACAGAAAAGCCUUCCCUUCAGUGAUACAUGAGCGUUUCAUCCCGUCAAGAACCGCACGACAGGAUCAGGAACGAUGCUUGAUGGACUACGGCGGAGACACGCCUCCCGGCCCUCCCCCCGACCCCUGUCACUCAACUUCAGCACCUUCUCAGCCCCUCCCCCGAGCCCGGAUAUGGAUGGGAGCAGUGAGCAUCCAAUCAGGAGGACUCUGCACCGGCUGAAGUUGAUGAGCUCCCCCAGCCUCAGUGAACUGGGGAAAAGUGAAAAAAGUUCACCAGAGGACAGAGGGGAGAAGCAGAAGAGAGCAGGAGCAAACGCCACCUGGAACAGCAUUCACAACGCUGUUAUUGCAGUCUUCCAGAAGAAGGGUUUGGCAGAUAACGAACUCUAUGUUCUCAAUGAGGGGGUCCGACAUCUCCUGAAGACAGAGUUGGGGUCUUUCUUCACAGAAUACCUUCAGAACCAGUUGCUAACAAAAGGCAUGGUCAUCCUUCGGGACAAAAUAAGGUUUUAUGAAGGUCAGAAGCUGCUCGACUCACUGGCGGAGACUUGGGACUUCUUCUUCUGUGAUGUUCUCUCGAUGCUGCAGGCCAUUUUUCAUCCAGUUCAGGGUAAGGAACCGUCUGUACGACAGCUCGCUCUGCUUCACUUCAGAAACACCAUCGUCCUGAGCGUAAAAUUAGAGGAUGCACUGUCUCGACCUCGGGCCCGUGUGCCCCCGUCUGUUACACAAAUGCUGCUUAUUCUACAGGGGGUCCAUGAGUCACGAGGUGUGAAUGAGGAGUACUUGAGGUUAGAGUCUCUGGUUCAGAAAGUGGUCUCACCUUACCUCGGCACACACGGCCUUUACUCUGGAGACGGUACAGAGGCCAAUUGCUGCAUUUUGGAGAAGCGUUUACCAUGGGGCUUACCCAAGUCUGCGGAUCAGUCCUCUAAAAACCCAGUGGUACGAUCGAAAAGCUACAAUAUCCCCCUGCUGCUGACCCCAGUGGCUGAGUAUGACCCAGAUGCCAGCUCUGUUGGCAGCGGAGGAAUUCGGCGUCACUCAGCCUGUGAGAUUAUAUCAUGCCUGGAGGAACAAGGACUGGCCUACACUGACCUGGCCUCGGGAUCUGAACUGUCUGGCCCCUCCUCUAACAGGCUGUGUGUGGGCUCCCAGUUCAAUGGGAUUGUACAAGCAGGAGCCAGUGCCCUGGACCUGCCGCUUUCGUCUCCUUCAAUCCUUCCCCUUCAUUCCUCGGGACCCCUUCACGGGACCGAGGCCACAACAACAAUGACUGAUCUCAGUAAGGGUGCAUCCUCUACGCCACCCAGCGAAUCAUCCAGCCCUGAAACCAUAAUUGGACAAGUGCUAGAGUCUGCGGACUCAGACUCAGAUGGGAUAUUUAUUGAUUUCCCACCUCAUUCCUCAGAGGCUAUUGGAUACAGUCGUGAAAGCAGACAGAGCACUGUGUAGCUGUGGUUGCCUUAAGGAACCCAAUCCCAGUCCCAGUGUGUUCUCAAGUAAUCUGGGUCCAAGUUUUAAGAUAUGUUACAGUUAAAUGGGUACUAUUUUGCUUUAUAGUGUAGUACACUGAGUUUCCAUGACUCCAUUUCAAGUGCAUUCACUGAUGUGUGAAAACUUUGUAACUCUAAAUGCUAAGAUAAACACUUUAUAUGAAAAUACAAAGCAAAUUCCAAUGAAGUUAUUGAAACUCUGAUGAUGUCCUACUGAUUUUUUUUUUUACCAGUGUUGUACAACUUAAUCCAAUUUUUUAUAAACCCAAACUAGUCACAUAAUUGUCUUAACCCAUCAAACAGCCCUUUAUUCUUCAAUCCAAAACAUCAACAUUUCCAAAAA
Molecule: messenger RNA, 1997 nt
Organism: Sphaeramia orbicularis (orbiculate cardinalfish)
Lineage: Eukaryota; Metazoa; Chordata; Actinopteri; Kurtiformes; Apogonidae
Gene: prr5a
Product: proline rich 5a (renal)
Exons: 11
Coding region: 231-1613 (460 amino acids)
Biological process (GO): TORC2 signaling
Cellular component (GO): TORC2 complex
Source: RefSeq, a predicted model, not a curated record